Messenger RNA from Mercenaria mercenaria, 3545 nucleotides. RefSeq names its product heat shock 70 kDa protein 12A-like. Bases 551 to 2308 code for a protein of 585 amino acids. Lineage: Eukaryota; Metazoa; Mollusca; Bivalvia; Venerida; Veneridae. The transcript is spliced from 5 exons. Gene Ontology annotation, molecular function: ATP-dependent protein folding chaperone; ATP binding. The record is from RefSeq and is a predicted model, not a curated record.
CUCGAAAAAAUGGGCUAAUGUCAACUUUAAGGAUAUCUAGAUUGUUUUAAGCCUCAUUUGUUUCAAAUAAUGAUAAUUCCAUCAGCUACUUUACACGAACGGCAUUCUUUGUCUUAUAGAAUUCAUUAACUAUCUCAACAGCGGCUUUUAAUUGUUGUGUGGCGGCCGUAAAAGUCUACCUGAUCCUUUGGAUAUUGAAGCAUAUUCAAUAUUUAUGUUUAACAGACCGGGACAGAGUAGAUCACGGGAUAUUCUACGUAAGACAAGCCCGUGAUAAUUAAACAUCCUCUUUCAAAUACUAGGAAUAACGUAAGUAAAAAUAAAGGAAGUUAAUUAUCCAGCUUAACGUACAGGCUUGAAACUAAAGCCAGGCUUGAAACUAAAGCUGUUUUCUUUCUCUUUUUUUUUUUUUUUGUCUUUUUUUUUUUGUUUGUUUAAGCGUUGAUUAUUAUAUAUGUUUGUAUAUUUUAAUAUAAAUCAGGUACAACUUUAACAUCAGUGCAUGGUUAUUGCACAGAAAGUUAAGCAAUUACAUUGUAUGACGUGAAGUAUGGCAGACACUGAUUACUUUGUCAUAGCGGCAAUAGAUUUUGGAACGACAUAUUCGGGUUACGCUUUCCAGCUUACAAGCGAAUAUGAUCCAACAGAUCCAACAAAGAAAAUCUUUUCUCCUCAAGCUUGGAAUGACGGUUCAACAAAACUUACGUCUCUUAAGACACCGACUUGUUUGCUAUUAGAUAACAAUGAAGACAUUGAUUCGUUUGGAUUCAUGGCGGAAGAAAAGUAUGCUGAUCUAUGUAUGGACGGAGAUAAUAAGAAUUGGUACUUUUUCAGGCGAUUCAAGAUGCAGCUGCAUGACACUACAGGCUUAAAAAGGACAACAAUGUUAUCGGAUGAGACUGGAAGAAAACUUUCGGCGUUAAAGGUUUUCAGUAAAUCUAUUGAAUGUCUAAAGAACAACUUCUCGGAGUUACUGCAGAAGAAAAAUUGCCACGUACUGCCGCACGAGAUAAAGUGGGUUCUCACAGUACCAGCAAUUUGGGAUGAUACCGCAAAAGGUUUUAUGAGACAAGCAGCAAAAGAGGCUGGAAUUCCGUCUGAGCAUUUGACAAUAGCAUUAGAACCGGAAGCAGCCUCCUUAUUUUGUCAGCACUUACCUGUAGAGAAGUUAAACGUUGGCGGACAGGUGAAGUUCUCUGACGCUAAACCAGGGACCACAUAUAUGAUUGUCGAUCUUGGAGGCGGAACUGCAGAUAUAACGGUGCAUGAAAAGGUAUCUUGCGGAAAGCUCAAAGAAGUCGAUCGAGCAAGUGGUGGACCGUGGGGUGGCACUUCGGUUGAUGGAGCAUUCAUACAGCUUAUCAGCUCAAUUGUUGGAGGGCCUGUUUUUGCAGUAUUUAUGAAAAAACACACUGUUGAUUACCUCGAUCUGAUGAGAGAAUUUGAAUCUGUCAAGCGAAAUGUCAGCCUUUCUACAACCGAUGAUAUAAAGAUGAAACUCCCUGUUACUUUGAACGACACAUGCAAAGAACAGGUAAAGAAGGAUUUCAAAGAGCUUGUCAAAGUAGCGAAGAGAGACAAAGAUAUAACCUUUGUCGGAGAUAAAGCCAAAUUCAAACCAGCACUUAUGCAAGCUCUCUUCAAGAAGGCUACAGAUAAGAUUGUUGACCACAUGAAGUACAUCCUUGACAAGACACCUGUCGGGAAGAAGGUCUCACUUAUUCUCAUGGUAGGUGGUUUCUCGGAGUCUGCUUUCAUACAAGACGUGAUCAAAGCAGAGUUCCACAACAAGAAAGACAGAAAAGUCCUUAUACCAAAAGAAGCUGGCAUUUCUGUUGUACAAGGAGCAGUUGUGUUUGGGCGACAUCCCGAGAACAUAACAUCCAGGGUGCAGCGUUUCUCUUAUGGCGCAAAAUUGUCUCCUUCAUUCGAUGCAAAAAUUCACAAAUCUUCAAAAAUGUAUAAAACCGAAAAAGGCGAUGCCAGAUGCAACGAUAUCUUCGGUGAGUUCAUGCACUGCGGCACAGAAGUAAAAGUAGGUCACACAGUAUCUACUUCAUAUACCACGGUUAGGCCAUUCCAAGGUGAUACCGACCUGCAAGUUUUCACUUCGACUAGAGAGAAAACCAUGUAUACCGAUGAGGAUGGUUGUAAGAAGCUCGGGCAGCUUACGAUCAAAAUUCCAAAUCCAUCUGAGGAAAUUCGGGAGAUAUCUGUACAGUACGUUUUUGGUGAUACAGAACUUCACAUCCACGCCUCUGAUGUAAAAAGUAAGGUUCCAUGUAAAACCACACUGAGCAUUUUUUAAUGAAUUACAAGAGUACUAAAUAACAAGACAUCACUACUUUAUGCUAUAUUUGUCAGUAUUACAAUGUCUGUAAAUUAAUUGCAAGUUGAUAUUGAUUCUAGGUAUAUUAUGAUACAUUAUAUUGUAUAUUGUGUCUGACUUUAUUGUAAUAUGUAUAAACAAAUAAUUGUAUUGUAUUAUACAGUGACUAUAGUCACACCUAUUCAACUAGAAUUAAAUGUGAAUUUGUAAAUGUGACAGACUUAUACAUUUCCCAUCAUAUAUUGAAUUCACCGUCAUAAGUGUGUAUAGCAGAGAAUUGGAUUUUAUUGAGAUUUUCUCAUUACAUUACUUUGCAAUGAAUACUCAUUAACCAAAUAUCAUAAAGUCGUUCCAAACUUCAGAUUAUUUGAGAAUAAGAGUGACUAACUGUGUGUAAUAAGGUACUGUUUUAUAGAUAUAUCACUUAAAUCUUCUAUGACAUUAUCCAAAUAUAUUCAUUUACAAUUAUUUUAGCAGACAAGAAGUACGAAAUGUAUCUUCAGCUAAGUAAACAUUUCUGGAAAGGAAAGAAACUUGAGCUAUUUUAAUUUCUGUCUUCUGGCGUGUUUCGUCUGGCCCUUAAGGAUAUUUCUCUUCUUGCUAUGUUUUCUGCAAAUGCAUUGAGUACAUACGGUUUAGCCUUUUUAUAUAAAUACAAAAGUAUUUUGGUGUUUUACAAUAUAUAGCAUGCCUUCUGUCCACAUUACGUAUGUUAGGGUUUCACCUGGCGGGGAUAACUAGAUGGUGGUGGUAAGAGUGGGGUUAGGUGCACCAUAAACCUGUUUAGGGCUCCAGUGGUAGUUUUGCCAUUAACGCCCCAAUGUGUUCCUUUAUUUGUUCGUUUUGUCCUAGUGUAUUUGCUUUCUGUGAGUUGGUGUGUUUGCUUUUGAUGAGAAGUGUGCGUGCGUGCGUGCGUGCGUGCGUGCGUGCGUGCGUGUGUGUGUGCAUCCGCGUGCUAGGUUAACAUUUCGGGAGGUUGCGUUUUUGGAAUGUGGCUUGCCUGUUGCAUAUCUAUCCUUGUUAGUUGUUGUAGUUGUUUUUGAGUACAUAAAGUGUGCAAAACACAAAAUAAAUGAAUCUGUGAAGGAUAUAUGAGCUUCUUGCCUGCCAUGAUACCGUAAAUAUCUUACUUAUUGUACCAUUUUAAUAUCCAUACUGAAUAGAGAAUCCUAAAUGUCUAAAAUGUACAAUAUUCAAUAAAUUUGACUUUAUUUCA